AUGUCUCUUGCUGGUACACUUAGAGAUUUUCUUGUCAAAUCUAAAUCGCCUGGUCAAGCGAACUAUCUCAACUGGGCUUUUUCAUGGGAGUCCUCAAACUUGCUUCUAAGCGACAAGCCUCUUAACAAUCUCAUUAAAGCCUGGCAUCCAGCUCGAUCCGCCAAGGAUGAGGUCCCAAUAUCCCGGCUCGCAGCGCGCAACAUUCUCGUCAAUCUCAGCAGUGAUCAAAUCCGCCAACUCCGGCUGUACAGUCUCUUAGAAAUCGAAGAGGCGAAACAAGAUAUCAAAACGGCCGAAGCCACUCUGCAAAAGCUCCAGCAUCAGGAAAUUGCCACCACCCAGGAUGAACAUCAACCUUCAGCAAUGAGAGCCAUAGUCAACGCCCUCGUGGCUAUCGUCGCCCUGUUCCUCGCUCUUUUUGGCUUUGGCAUUAGCAAUGCUCCAACCGAGGAGGAAUCAAAAAAUGCUGCGGCUGUGAAGAAGGUUUCGCUUGAGCGCAAGAAGGCUGAGAAGAGGAUUAAGCGUGCAGAGGCGCACAUGCGUGCUCUUGAUCGACUUGUUGAGGCGCAGCAACUUGAUAUAGGGGAUAAUGGGACUGGAAGCUGGGAGAUGCUCGGGAGAUGA
Molecule: messenger RNA, 624 nt
Organism: Fusarium mangiferae
Lineage: Eukaryota; Fungi; Ascomycota; Sordariomycetes; Hypocreales; Nectriaceae
Exons: 2
Coding region: 1-624 (207 amino acids)
Source: RefSeq, a predicted model, not a curated record